AUGUCACCGAUUCCAGUCACCAUCAUUACAGGGUUUCUAGGUGCUGGAAAGACGACAUUGAUUCUGAAUCUCAUUCCCCAACUCCCAAAGGACUAUAAACUUGCCCUGCUGAAGAACGAGUUUGGCGAUGUCGCCGUGGACUCGCAACUGGCCGGCUCGGCCUCCAUAUCCGGCGUGCGCGAGCUCCUGAACGGAUGCAUAUGCUGCAACCUCGUCGGUCAAUUGAGCGAUGCUCUUUUCCAGCUCAAGGACUCGGUCGCACCCAGCAGGAUCAUCAUCGAAACGUCCGGAUCCGCCUUCCCUGCGACGCUGGCCAUGGAAGUGAAUCGUGUUUCGCGAGAGUAUCCCGGCUCGUUCAAUCUAGACGGCGUCAUCAGCGUCAUCGAUGUCGAGAACUGGAAGGGCUACGACGACACCAGCUACACGGCCAAGAUGCAGGCCAAAUACACCGAUCUGAUCGUCUUCAACAAGUGGGAGCUCGUCGAUGAGCGUAUGUUUGAAGACGCCCUGGACCGGGUCGGCGAUCUGGAUGUCCAAGUCGCUUGGGUCAAGAGCCAUAAGGGCUGGGUGGAUAUCGAAGUCAUCAUGGGCAUCGACGGGGCAAUGGUGCGGGCUGAAGGGUUGCGAGAAGCCAUCGAAUUCAACGAAGACCAUGGGCACGGGGAUCAUGACCACCACCAUCAUCAAGAAGAAGUCGAAGUUCUAAGUGUCGUUGUCACCAACGAAGACAUGAGCAAGCCUCCCCAGGGUGUGGUGCUUGAAUCCUUCGAGGACCUGCUCCUUUCUGCGCCCAAAGAUGAGGUCUACCGCAUCAAGGGACUCGUUCUUUCCUCCAAGCCACCGCCUGAAUCCACGGGCAAUCGGAAACCCAGCAUUGCGGUCGACUCCGAGGGACAAAGUCUGUAUGUCUUGAAUUGGGCAUUUGGACGGUGGACAUACACGCCGCUCCCCAGCACGGCGUUUAGUGCCAUGGAGAAAGCCAGCGCUCGGCUGACCUUUAUCCUGGCCAGGGGAGAAGCAGGCAAAUGGACCAGAAGGCUGGAGAAGGGCGACUUUAUCGCUCUUGAGGGGGAAGGAGGGAAAGAAGAAAAGGGUUCGCUGAAAAUUGACAAGAUAGGGUGA
Fonsecaea multimorphosa CBS 102226 is the source of this 1122-nucleotide messenger RNA. RefSeq lists its product as uncharacterized. The coding region runs from base 1 to 1122 and encodes 373 amino acids. NCBI's taxonomy places the organism in Eukaryota, Fungi, Ascomycota, Eurotiomycetes, Chaetothyriales, Herpotrichiellaceae. Gene Ontology annotation, cellular component: cytoplasm. The transcript is spliced from 2 exons. The record is from RefSeq and is a predicted model, not a curated record.